CACACCAACAUCCAACAAUGUUUCAGCAUUCAAAUUUCUUCCUAUGUUCCUUCUAAGUUUCACUCUCUUUCCUUUUGUCUUACUCACUUAACUUUUCCUCUAUAAAAGUUAGCAAAGCUAUUCACUCUUUACCCCAAAAUUUAGCCUCUUCCUAUUUUUCCUCCCUAAUCUAAACUAUGGCCGAUGCUAAAGAUUCCUUCAUGAUGGAACCCAAAUCUUCAUCCACAACAACCUCAUCCUCACAAAAAAAUCACAGGACUUUCUUGAUGGUUCAAAACAUCCUCAGAAUCUUAGUCAUUGUUCUAACCGCAGCAGCAAUUGUUGUCACAGUCACCAACAACCAAACCGUUAUGCUGUUCUCUAUUGCGUUCGAAGCUCACUUUUAUUACAUGUCAUCUUUCAAAUUUUUUGUUGCUGCAAAUGGUGUGGUCUGUUUCGUGUCUUUGCUGACACUGUUAAUCAACCUUCUGAUGAAGCAACAAACACCACGACGAAAAGAAUACUAUUUCUUCCUAUUUUUGUUUGAUUUGGUGAUGACGGUGUUGCUGAUAGCUGGAUGUGCAGCAGCCACAGCCGUUGGAUACGUGGGACAGUUUGGUGAGGAACACGCAGGGUGGGUCCCAAUAUGUGACCAUGUGCGAAAGUUCUGCAAUACAAAUUUGGUUUCACUUUUGCUUUCUUAUUUGGCAUUCUUUGCCAAUUUGGGACUCACAAUUUUAAUAGCCUACAAGUGUACAACAUAAAUUUUCUCCUAUCAAUUAUUCACGUUCACAUGGAUCAUCAUCAAUAGUCUCCAAUUGCUGUAACUACUUUCAUGUCUCUCUUGUGUCGUUUCUAUGAAUCUAUAUUUGUAGUAGCUAUAACUUUUUUUUUUCUUUCGGUUUGGUGUUAUGGUUUAGUGACCAACAAAAUGCUAGUACAGCACACAACUACCUUGGGAAUAUAUAUAUGUAUAUUUCUUUUUUUUGUGUAUCAUAAUUAUGCUUUGAUUGUGACUUCCCUCCUA
This is a messenger RNA of Cicer arietinum (chickpea), 1006 nucleotides long. Its product is annotated as CASP-like protein 1F2. The record is from RefSeq and is a predicted model, not a curated record. Lineage: Eukaryota; Viridiplantae; Streptophyta; Magnoliopsida; Fabales; Fabaceae.